AUGGCUCUGCACCAGGGAAAUCACUUGGAAUGUACCUGUAAGUGUGGAGGCCUUCUGUCAGGAGGACUGUUAAAUAUAAAGACAUCCCAACCUGAGGUGGAGACGGGGAUAGCAAAAGGCAAGCACAGCCGGGGCCAUGAACAGUUCCCCACGCAGGGAAAUACUCUGCCCGCAGUGAACCUGACAGAUGACCAGAUAGCCACCGGCCUCUACGUAUGUUCAAAUAAUGAAAACACACUGAAGUCCAUCAUGAAGAAAAGCGAUGGGAAUAAAGAUUCGAAUGGCGCCAAAAAGAAUCUUCAGUUCAUUGGCAUUAAUGGUGG
Grammomys surdaster is the source of this 323-nucleotide messenger RNA. Its product is annotated as KN motif and ankyrin repeat domain-containing protein 1-like. Lineage: Eukaryota; Metazoa; Chordata; Mammalia; Rodentia; Muridae. The annotation marks the transcript as partial. The transcript is spliced from 3 exons. The record is from RefSeq and is a predicted model, not a curated record.